CCCAUGAACUCUUCAAAUCGUGGACAGCAAUUGUAGCUAAGAACUAUCCAUCUAUAUAAACCAAAAAUCAUUGCUCAACAAAUUCGUACAAACUCAAAUCAUUCUUCAAACUCUCUCAAGUGUUGAUCGAUCUUUUUUUCCUUACUGUUGGAAUUUUUGUCAACUCCGACAAUGAAUCAUAGUGCUAUGGCAAAAGUCUCCGGCCUGCUUCUUAGGAAGGUCAGCCCGCAGGCCUCGAGAUUCUCGAGGCCAGCGUAUAUGGGGUGGAUGACAGUCCACCCCAUGCCGGCUCGGGAGCAGAGUACUCUAGCAUCGGGGGAUGCAAAAGAGGAGAAGCCGAUUCAAGUGCCGAAGACGGGCUCGGAAAAGGGGGAGCAAAAGGCAAUUGUGAGCUACUGGGGCGUGCCUCCGGCUAAUCUGACCAAAGAGGAUGGUUCGCCCUGGAAGUGGCACUGCUUUAGGCCAUGGGAGACCUACAAGGCAGACAUCUCCAUCGAUGUGGAAAAGCAUCACAAACCAGUGAAGUUCAUGGACAAAUUCGCCUAUUGGACUGUCCAAGCUCUCAAGAUCCCUACUCACAUGUUCUUUCAGAGAAAGCACAUGUGCCAUGCCAUGCUGCUAGAGACGGUGGCAGCGGUGCCAGGCAUGGUCGGGGGAAUGCUGUUGCACUGCCAGUCCCUGAGGCGGUUCGAGCAGAGCGGAGGUUGGAUCAAAGCCCUACUGGAAGAAGCCGAGAACGAGCGAAUGCACCUCAUGACCUUCAUCGAGCUGGCCAAGCCCCAGUGGUACGAGCGCGCCCUCGUCUUCGCCGUCCAGGGUGUAUUCUUCAACGCAUACUUCCUAACAUACUUGGCCUCCCCCAAGGUCGCCCACCGCAUCACCGGCUACCUGGAGGAGGAGGCCGUCCGCUCCUACACCGAAUUCCUCAAGGACUUGGACAAUGGCAGCUUUGAGAACGUGCCGGCCCCGGCCAUUGCCAUUGACUACUGGCGUCUGCCGGCGGAAUCAACUCUCCGGGACGUUGUGGAGGUGAUCAGGGCUGAUGAGGCGCAUCACCGGGACGUUAACCACUAUGCAUCGGAUAUACAAUGUCAAGGGCACCAGUUCAAGGAUGUUCCUGCACCUCUUGGAUAUCAUUAGUGGAUGUUCCUGAUUUCAUAAAGUGGAUUAUUAGAUUAAAGGUUUUAGAUUUCGUGGUUUUUUAUUUCCAUUUCCACAAUUCAUGUGGAGGUAUUCCACAUAAAUUUUUUUUAUCUCGUGUGUAUGUAAUUGCUUCAUGAUUUAAUUUAGGUAAAAUAUUUUAAUCUUUAUAUUA
Molecule: messenger RNA, 1315 nt
Organism: Vitis riparia (riverbank grape)
Lineage: Eukaryota; Viridiplantae; Streptophyta; Magnoliopsida; Vitales; Vitaceae
Product: ubiquinol oxidase 2, mitochondrial-like
Exons: 4
Coding region: 172-1140 (322 amino acids)
Biological process (GO): alternative respiration
Cellular component (GO): mitochondrion
Molecular function (GO): alternative oxidase activity
Source: RefSeq, a predicted model, not a curated record